Molecule: messenger RNA, 1981 nt
Organism: Hypoxylon fragiforme
Lineage: Eukaryota; Fungi; Ascomycota; Sordariomycetes; Xylariales; Hypoxylaceae
Product: eukaryotic aspartyl protease
Exons: 3
Coding region: 287-1624 (445 amino acids)
Biological process (GO): proteolysis
Molecular function (GO): aspartic-type endopeptidase activity
Source: RefSeq, a predicted model, not a curated record
CUAUAGUACCAACCGCGUUUUCUCUCUCUCGGCCCUUCUCUUCCUCUUAUUCGAUUCUUGUGUUGUCGCUCCUUUGAUAGUGCUUGCGUUCACUUUUCUUCCAUUCUAAUUUAUAUACUUCUUCUGGCUUGCUGGUUCCGGCUUCCUGCAGUCUGUUGUUACGUUCAAUUUGCUCUAGUUGAGUGGUUGUAUUUGAAUUGAUUAGAGCUGGCUUUCACUUGAUAUUUUAUGAUAUUCUUUCUUGGUUAUUAGCUUGUUGGUUGGUUAAUUUGCCAAUUUCGCCAUUAUGAAGUUUACAAACACCGCCGCUGCAAUGGCAGCGUACGCUUUUUGUUGCCAGGACUUGGCCUCGGCUAGUCCCGUGAAGAAGCGCGGGGUGCUAGAUGAGAUAUUCCAGAUUACGACACUCGGUGGGAUGACGUUCAAGAUCCAACAAGUUCCGAAUAAGAAGUUUUACGGCCAACGGAAAGGGAGAGGAUCAAUGGCUAUUGCGAGAGCAUAUUCGAAAUACGGGGCUGCCAUCCCCGAUGACUUGCUCUCCACCAUACAGCAAAUUCUGGAGGAACUUGGUCUGUUGGGAAAUAAUGGAGCGGGGAAUAGUACGGCCAAUGAUCCUCAAGGCGAGGUGGCAGCAACACCCCAGAUGUUCGAUUCCGAAUACUUAUGCCCGGUAGAAAUUGGUACUCCGCCACAAACCUUGAACUUAGACUUUGAUACGGGUUCGUCCGAUUUGUGGGUGUUUAGCUCUGAGACGCCGGCAAAUCAAGUAAUGGGCCAAGAUGCCUGGGACAUUGACCAGAGCUCAACCGCUCAAUUGCUGACGGGGGAAUCAUGGUCUAUUAGUUAUGGUGACGGGAGUAGCUCCAGUGGUAAUGUAUACUCGGAUGUUGUGUCAGUUGGUGGAGUGACGGUUAAAAGCCAAGCGGUCGAAUCUGCCCGCAACGUCUCUCUGUCGUUUACGCAACGACCUGAUACAGAUGGGCUUCUUGGGUUGGCAUUUGGGUCGAUAAAUACGGUCACGCCUAACCAGCAGAAGACAUUCUUCGAGAAUGCAGCGUUAGACCUCGCAUCUCCUUUAUUCACGGCUAAUCUUAAGAAAGCCGAACCGGGCAACUACAACUUCGGCUUCGUGGACUCGACUGAGUAUACCGGUCAGAUCUCGUUUGUGCCCGUCAAUUCGUCAUCCGGAUUUUGGCAGUUUACUGCGGGCGGCUACUCGAUCGCCAACUCAGCCGCCGUCUCCGCACCCCACGAAGCUAUUGCCGAUACAGGCACCACGCUUCUUCUCCUACCCCAGGCAAUCACAGACGCGUACUAUGCGCAAGUACAAGGUGCCGUCAAUGAUGUGAAUGGUGCAGGGGGUUACACAUUCCCGUGCACAACAACACUACCCGACUACACGGCCAUAAUCGGAACCCACCAGGCCGUGAUUCCCGGGGAUUUUAUCAACUUUUCACCUGUGGAUGGUGAUACGUUUGAGACCGCAACGAUAUGCUUCGGCGGUAUACAGGCUACGCCGGCGAAUUUCCCGUUUGCGAUUUACGGGGACAUAUUUCUGAAGGCGCAGUUUGUGGUGUUCCAUGGCGGAAACGUCGAGUUGGGAUUCGCGAACAAACCACUAUGAACUAGUUAGGUCCUUCCCUACCUGCAUAUGUAUAUGUAUGUAAGAAGUCGGAGAUAUUUGUUGUGUGUUAAGUGUACCUACCUACCUAUGCAUUAUAUUUCGCUAUUACCUACGUGAUACGAAGAGAGAUAGAAAAAGGGGGGGGGGCAGUGAGAUCGGAAGAGACUAGGCAAACCUCGGACUUACGAUACCAUCGUCGGCUCGCUCGGCCGGCCGUAUGUUCUCGGGCUUAUAAUAUUGCAUUGCAUUGUCGGACUAACACUGUAAUGCAGCUUUCUUUAGAAUCCGCAUCCCUUAGACAGGAUGUUACCAUUAUCUGAUUGGUCGGAUGAAAAAAUCCUACUCGUUCCUUUUCCU